AUGUCUAACCUCAAGACCAUCGCAUUCUUCGGCGCCUCUGGUGGUUGCGGCCUUGCAGCUCUUAAAGAAGCCCUCCAAGCCGGGCAUACCUGCGUCUGCCUCCUCCGUACACCGUCCAAGCUUGCAGAUCUUGCUGCUGCGUCGCCUAAUCUCAUCAUCCGCGAAGGCAACGCCCACAACGCAAACGACGUGGCAUCUUGUCUCACAGCGCCAGGCGAACAUCGCCUAGUUGACGCCAUAUCCUUCUCCAUCGGCGCUGUGAUGGACCCAAAGACUAGGAAAUUUACCGAUCCAGACGUCUGCAAGAGAGGCAUUGCCUCUGUUCUCGAAGCAAUCUCCACGCUCCGUCACAAGAAACAAAUGCCAGGCAGACCACUAAUUGCGACAGUUAGUACUAGUGGAAUUUCGGAUCAGAAGCGAGACUACCCCAUCGCACUGCACCCCAUGUAUCAUUACAUGCUUUCAACACCGCAUGCGGAUAAGAAGGUCAUGGAGGAGCGCCUACGAAGCAGCGGAGAGCGGUUUGUCCUCGUGCGCCCUAGCCUCCUCAUGGAUGGCAACAAGGGCAAUGCCACAAUAAAGGAGGGAGUAGAAGAUGUCAUGUCAGCGGUGCUGGAAAGCUCAGCAGUCGGCUAUGCAAUCUCUCGGGGAGCGGUUGGUUGGUGGAUUUACAACAGACUGCUUAAGAUGGACGAAGCAGGUGUGCGGCAUAUGGAAGGGAAAGCCAUCUCCAUUACAUGGUAA
Molecule: messenger RNA, 744 nt
Organism: Clonostachys byssicola
Lineage: Eukaryota; Fungi; Ascomycota; Sordariomycetes; Hypocreales; Bionectriaceae
Source: the annotation of a GenBank genome assembly